Linum trigynum is the source of this 2787-nucleotide messenger RNA. Lineage: Eukaryota; Viridiplantae; Streptophyta; Magnoliopsida; Malpighiales; Linaceae. The record is from the annotation of a GenBank genome assembly.
ACCGUAACAACAGAGCCGUUCACUGUUGACGUCAAGAGAUGAGCGACAGAAGAGCCUGGGCUGAUCUUCCAUUGGAGAUCAUAAGCCCUAUUCGCGAGAGAUUGUUAUGGGAAGAUUAUUUCAACUUCAGAUUCACAUGCCGGAACUGGAAUUUUGCAGCCGAGUUCGACGGGACAGUCUACGAAAAUGCCAAGUAUCCUUUCUUGUUGCGCUUCUCCAAGAGCAAUGAGAAGAAGAACUCUUCAUCUUCAUCGGCUUCUCCUUCUUCUGGUAUUUAUUGUCGAGCCUAUUCCCCUGCUUACAACAAAACCUACUAUCUCCACGCACCGGCUGAAUUAUCCGGUGCUCGUAUUUCCUGCUCCGGCUACGGAUGGCUGCUUUUCUCCGGCCAACAUCGCAUUUUCUUCUACUUCCCCUCCACGGGACAAGCCAUCAACUUACCUUAUUAUACACAACUUGGCCGAGGUAGCUUCAAUCAGAUGAGCUUUUCGGCUCCACCGACAUCUCCUGAUUGUGUGGUCCUUGGCCUCAUCGAUACAGAAUGCACCACGGGAGCAGAGAUAGUUUUCCUUCGACGAGGACAAACCGAUUGGCAACUCGUUAGAGCUAAGAACACGAUCAGGCUGCGCAACCAUCGUACCAAGAAGUUGAUCACGAGCAAGAAGAAAAAGACGAUUAGAGUCAAAUCCAAUGCUGUCUGCUUGCAGAAAUUUCCCGGUGCAGUGAAGGUAGAAUUUCCCCGGCCACGUUACAACUGUUCCCCUCUGUUUCACAAGGGAGCUUUCUACUGCUUGGAUCGCGAUGGGAGGCUAGGGGUUAUCAACCCCAAGGGGAAGAAGAAGAAGAAAGAUGAGACAUGGAGGAUACUUGACACAUCUGCGCCCCGCCAUUUCAUGGACGACCCACGCAACGAGGCUUAUUUGGUGGAGUGCAAGGGAGAGUUGAUCGCUGUCGUGGUCGGACCGAUGGGGAAAAUGGUGAGAAUUCUCAGAUUCUACAAGCGUGCACGAGUAUGGCAGAUGGUCCAUAGCCUCGGGAAUCAAAUGGUUUUCUUGAGCCAUGUAGGCUCUGUGGCCGUUGAGUGUAGAGAUGGACAAGCUAGAGAAUGGGAGAACACUAUUCACUUCCCGAGAUUUCGUGGCAAUCGCCACGUUUUCUACUCGAUCUCGUCGGGGCAGUUCCACUCGUUCGACGACGACGGGGAACAUACUUGGGAUGACUUGUACGAGACAAGCCAUCCAUUGAGUCAUGCUUGGCUGACCCCUGUUUUCUGUAUCCCGCUUGGAGCGCGGUUGGAUUGGUCCAAGAAGGGACGAACCAAAAAACACCACCACCACCACACAAGUAGAAGAAUGCAUCCACAUUAUGUCAUCAGGAAUUUGAGUUUCUUAUUGCCGCCGAGUGAGCAUCCGUAUCAGCAGAAUAAGCAACCGGAAGCACCGAUUGCGCAACCAUGUCUUGUUUUGAGUAAUGAAUACGAUGAUGAAGAAGUGGCAGUGGUGAAUUUAGCCCAGGAGGAGGGGAAGAUGGUAGUCCGCAAUUCAAGAAGCAGCAUGAUGGCGGAAGCAGAAUUAGCUCUGCGAAUCGGUGGGAGGAAGGUGUACUCCAAUCCCGAACAUGGGUUGCUGGUGUUAAUGGAUGAUGAGGCUCAUACAUGCUCUGUAUUGGAUUUGAAAUCCAUGGUUGAAACCCAACUGCCACCACUGGAGACGUCUGGUAACUGCAGGGACGUUGUGGUUCAUGUACCUUCUGGCGACUCCAAAUUAGCUGUGAUCGCUUUCGGUGAAGAAGACGAGGGCGUUGAACAUAGAGAUGUGGCAAUGGCUUGGAGAGAUGGCGAUGAGGAGUGGACAAGGCACGCAAAGCAGGGCACAGAUCCCCACAAUGGAACUGUAUUUCAUCAAGGUAAGAUGUAUGGGUACCGGGGCUGGUGGGCAUUCGUCACGAUCGAAUUACGACGAGACGGGGAGUACUUGGUUGAGGAACGGACUGAGGUCGAGGACCCGGAAUUCAGGAGUACGCCGGGGUUCGAAAGGUUUACUGCUGUGCUGGUGGGAUCGUGCGGCGAGCUCCUGCUGUUCGUCAAGUACUAUGCUAGUAACUGUCACUAUACGCAGGUGGAGAGUGUUGUUCUAGGUAUAAGCGUGUUUAAGAUGGAUUUCGACGAUAUGGAAUGGAGGAUGUUGGAGGACUUGGGCGAUCGUGCGUUUUUCUGGGGCGGCUGGGGAUGUUACUCGUGUUGUGCAAGCAAAUCCGGGUUUGAAAGAAAUGCGAUUUACUUUGUUGAGGAAUACGGGAGGGACGUACAAAUGUAUGAUUAUGUUGAUCAUUCCAUUGUAGUAACGUUGCCUCGGCCUGACUUGGAUGAUAGUUGGAUGAUAGAUGGGUUUUUUAUGUUGUACGAGUAGAGCAUGGGUUUGAAAGAAACUGCAAUUUCCAAGCAGAUUUCGAUUGGAGCAUGGCCAGUGCCAUGAGAAAACCUAUUUGGAUUUUGGACGAAAGACUGGGAAGCAAAGAGCCAUCUGAAGAGGCUUGUUGGCUGGGAUUGCUCGCUGAUUUUUCAGGCUUCUUCAAGCCGACUUAGAAUCAGAUAAAGACAUACCCAGUCAGCCAGCAGCAAGGUUAUCUGCAAGAAUGUAGAGCAGCUAUUAAGGUAACCAUUUCAGUUGUUUAUUAUACAGAAAGUUGAAUCCCACUCGUGUAUCCAACAAUACCAGAGUACUCGAAUAGAAACCAACUGUGGUGAAGUAGCAAGACAACAUGUGGAAAUAAACAAAAGAGUGUCCA